UUGGGAACCACCGGAUAGUUGAGCAUGUAGGACGUACACCCAGUGCAGGCACUAAUUCUCUUCACUUCUCCUCCAUCAAUUCCGCGGAGUCUCGGCUUAAUUAAAAGGGGGGAAUACGGCGAGGAAUUAAUUAAUUAAUUAUUCGGGAAAAAUCGUCGCGGUUGAGGUCGUGGACGUGGUUCUCGUGUCGAUGAGCCGAGCGGCAUCGGCGAGGAUGGCCGAAGAGAUCGGGAGAGUCGCCGCAGCCGCAGAGACUUCGUCUUCAUCUGCCGCUUCGUUGCCGUCGUCGUCGAGGUGGGCGUGGCCGUCGGUGCUCCGGUGGAUCCCCACCUCCACCGACCGCAUCAUCGCCGCCGAGAAGCGCCUCCUCUCCCUCGUCAAAACUAGAUAUGUACAAGAGCAAGUAAAUAUAGGUUCUGGGCCCCCUGGGUCAAAGGUUAGAUGGUUCAGGUCCACAAGCGAUCAGCCGAGGUUCAUCAAUACAGUGACAUUUGAUAGCAAGGAAAGCUCCCCAACCCUUGUCAUGGUUCAUGGAUAUGGUGCUUCUCAGGGAUUCUUCUUUCGAAACUUUGAUGCGCUUGCAAGUCGUUUUCGAGUUAUUGCCAUUGAUCAGCUAGGUUGGGGUGGAUCUAGUCGACCUGACUUCACUUGUAAAAGUACAGAAGAAACUGAAGCAUGGUUCAUCGAUUCUUUCGAGGAAUGGCGCAAGGCUAAAAACCUUAGUAACUUUAUUUUGCUCGGUCAUUCUUUUGGAGGAUAUGUUGCAGCUAAGUAUGCUCUGAAGCAUCCUGAACACAUUCAACAUUUGAUUUUGGUUGGUCCGGCUGGCUUUUCAUCAGAAACAGAACACGGCUCGGAAUGGUUAACCAAAUUUCGAGCAACCUGGAAAGGCAUCAUUGUAAAUCAUCUCUGGGAAUCCAAUUUUACCCCUCAAAAGAUUGUUAGAGGUUUAGGUCCUUGGGGUCCAGAUCUGGUGCGCAGGUACACUAGUGCCAGAUUUGGUUCUUAUUCAACUGGUGAUGUAUUGGCAGAGGAGGAAUCUAGACUGUUGACAGAUUAUGUAUAUCAUACCUUAGCUGCCAAGGCUAGUGGAGAGUUGUGUUUGAAGUAUAUAUUUUCUUUUGGAGCAUUUGCACGGAAGCCACUUUUACAAAGUGCUUCUGAGUGGAAAGUACCAACUACCUUCAUCUAUGGUUAUCAAGACUGGAUGAACUAUCAAGGGGCACAGCAGGCCCGCAGUGAGAUGAAAAUACCUUGUGAAAUAAUUAGGGUUCCUCAGGCGGGGCAUUUUGUUUUUAUAGAUAACCCAUCAGGAUUCCACUCAGCCGUCUUCCAUGCUUGCCGAAGAAUACUAUCUCCAGAUAAGGCUGAUUAUCAAGGUCUCCCUGAAGGCUUAAUGGCUGUAUGAACAUCUUGAUAUCCUUCCAAUGUCAAGACUAAACGCUUAUUGUCACUGUAAAAGUAUAGAGGCAUUAUCUUUUCUAUUUUUUUUACUAUAUUGUUAAUCCGUGUGCUCUUAUAUUUGUCCCAUUUGUAUACGAAUUGCUCAGUACACAGCUGAGUGAAAAAAGAACUUGAUAUGUUGUAGUUCUAUGAAAGGACGAGAGUUUGUAUAUUUGAUGAUUGCAUCCGAUCUCAGCCUGCGAAAUAUGUUAACUUCUUUAAAA
Messenger RNA from Ananas comosus (pineapple), 1667 nucleotides. Its product is annotated as probable 1-acylglycerol-3-phosphate O-acyltransferase. The transcript has 9 exons. The record is from RefSeq and is a predicted model, not a curated record. Lineage: Eukaryota; Viridiplantae; Streptophyta; Magnoliopsida; Poales; Bromeliaceae. The coding region runs from base 191 to 1408 and encodes 405 amino acids. Gene Ontology annotation, molecular function: A2-type glycerophospholipase activity.